UUCCCGCCAAGACCGACUCGGAAUCCGCGGCGCACUGACCGUGUAUCCGCAAUCUCUCUCUGCGGCGAAGGUUUUCCUUGUCUGGCCGAGUUUAUUCCGUUUUUGUGUAUCUAAGGCCCUGUCGAGAAGGAAGAGAAGAUGUAUGUAAAAGUGCGAACGAUGGACGGCAGUCAGACUGCUAUAAUAACCAUCUCGAAGCUGACCACCGUAGAGGAUUUCCGCCAAAUGAUCCUGGAGAAAAUGAACGUGACAGCCGAGAGACAACGACUUUUUUAUCGGGGAAAGCAGAUGGAAAAUGGACAUACUCUAUUUGACUACAACAUCAAUAUCAAUGAUGUGAUUCAACUGAUGGUAAAGCCAGUUCUGUCAGAGAUCAACUCCAAUGUGCAAGCCAAAGCGUCUUCAGCAAAACGGGAUGGAGAGCAAGCUGACAAGGAGAAUACUAAGACUGACUCAGAAGUUAAGGGAAAUGCAGAUGUGCGGGAGAGUGAAUACUACAGAGUGGGAGAUUUGAUUGAUGCGAAAUCUUUGUAUGAUGGAACCUGGUGGGAAGCCAAAAUUAACAAAAUUACAGUAAAUCCUAAAGUUAAGGAGAUAUCUGAAGAAGAUGAUGGUAUGCUUUACCAUGUCACACAUGAAGGGUUUGAGGAUGACGUGCCUGAAGAGCUAUUGCUGAAGCACAUUCGACCAAGAGCCUUUCAGAAUGUCAAAUUGGAUGAUCUUUGUAAAGGAGACCUUGUCAUGGCUAACUACAACCUAGAAAAUCCUGAAGAACGAGGACACUGGUAUGAUUGCAAAGUCUCAAAGGUUAUGAAUUCACGGACACAGAAGGCAGUGAUUGCAACAGUAUUCAUUGGAGCAGAUUCCUCACCAAUGGAUGACUGUCACGUACGCUUUGUUGAUGAACUCUUUAGAAUAGAAAAAAAUAUUAAGUUAGACGAGAGGAAUGGAGAUAUGGAGAGAAGAAUCAUAGAAGGGUCUCCUGUUAAACGUAAGAAUGCACCAAACUGCGCAACAUGCAAGGACAAUCCCAAGCGCAAAUGUAAGGAAUGCGGUUGCCACGAAUGCGGUGGAAAAGAGAAUCCAGAGAAACAGCUCAUGUGUGAUGAGUGCGACUUGCCCUACCACAUUUACUGUCUCACGCCACCCAUGGAAACCAUACCUGAUGUGGAUGAAUGGUUCUGUCCCUUGUGUAAGAAUGAUGAUUCAGAAAUUGUCAAAGCUGGUGAAAAGUUGAAGGAAAGCAAGAAGAAAGCAAAAAUGGCUUCGGCGAAAAGCAACACAUCUCGAGAUUGGGGGAAGGGAUUCGCCUGUGCAGGACGGCAAAAAGUUUGUACUAUUGUUCCGCAAAAUCACUUUGGAGUAGUCCCAGGUGUUGAAGUGGGAACAAUGUGGAAGUUCAGGUUACAGGCAUCAGAAGCAGGAAUACAUCGUCCACAUGUUGCAGGAAUUCAUGGACGUGAGAAUGAAGGUGCUUACAGCAUAGUUCUUUCUGGAGGUUAUGAAGAUGACGAAGAUAAUGGAGAGAGUUUCACGUACACAGGCUCAGGAGGUCGUGAUCUCUCUGGCAACAAAAGGACAGCUGAACAAUCUAGUGAUCAACUCUUGACUAGGAUGAACAGAGCUUUAGCUUUGAAUUGUAAUGUACCCAUAAACAAGAAUGGAGCUGAGGCAAAGGAUUCAAAAGGGGAACCUGUACGCGUUAUUCGGAACUGCAAAGGGAGAAAGCAUUCAGAAUAUGCUCCAGAAGAAGGAAAUAGGUAUGAUGGUAUUUAUAAAGUUGUAAAGUACUGGCAAGCAAAAGGGAAAAGUGGAUUCAAAGUGUGGCGGUACCUCUUACGGAGGGAUGACCCUAUCCCUGCCCCAUGGACUAAGGAAGGGAAAAAGAGAAUACAGGAACUAGGCCUAGAGAUGGAGUAUCCAGAGGGUUACCUUGAAGCUCAAAAGGAGAAAGAGGAAUCUGCAAAGAAGGAAAGAGAUGCAAGUACAUCUGGAAGUGAUGACGAAGGAAAAGCAGAAGAAAAAGAACUCGAAGAGAAAGAAGAGCAUAGAGACUGAGGCAGAGAAAUCUGAAAAUACACCUUCAAAGGCAAAGAAAAGAAAAACUGCAGGAUUUUCUUUGGAAAAGGAAAUUGAAAAACUGAUUGCAGAAGAUGAAAGCAACCGUAAACUUUGGGAAGAGAGUAAACAGCUCUUAGA
Penaeus vannamei (Pacific white shrimp) is the source of this 2199-nucleotide messenger RNA. Its product is annotated as E3 ubiquitin-protein ligase UHRF1-like. NCBI's taxonomy places the organism in Eukaryota, Metazoa, Arthropoda, Malacostraca, Decapoda, Penaeidae. The record is from RefSeq and is a predicted model, not a curated record. Gene Ontology annotation, biological process: protein ubiquitination; negative regulation of gene expression via chromosomal CpG island methylation. Gene Ontology annotation, molecular function: protein binding; ubiquitin protein ligase activity.